Rhododendron vialii is the source of this 969-nucleotide messenger RNA. Its product is annotated as protein HEADING DATE 3A-like. The transcript has 4 exons. NCBI's taxonomy places the organism in Eukaryota, Viridiplantae, Streptophyta, Magnoliopsida, Ericales, Ericaceae. The record is from RefSeq and is a predicted model, not a curated record. Bases 108 to 674 code for a protein of 188 amino acids.
GAAAACAUCUGCAUCAUCAGAAAAACCACAACAUAUCCCACUACUCUACAUUACACUACAAACAUAUACUCCAUAAAAUGUAAAGAUCUAGAGAGAGAGAGAGAGAGAUGAGGAGGGAGAGGGAUUCGCUAGUUCUGGGGCGAGUCAUAGGAGACGUGUUAGAUCAAUUCGAAAGGUCUGUAAACCUAAGUGUAACGUACAACAGAAACAAUGACACGAGCAGCAGCAGCAGCAGUUGCUGCGGUAGGGAAGUGACAAAUGGGUGUGAGCGUAAGCCUUCGCAAGUCGUGAACCAUCCGAGGGUUGACAUUGGCGGCUGUGAUCUUAGGACCUUUUACACUCUUGUUAUGGUGGACCCUGAUGCUCCAAGCCCAAGUGAUCCUAUCCUGAGGGAAUACUUGCACUGGUUGGUGACUGAUAUUCCAGCAACCACAGGAGUAAGCUAUGGACAAGAGAUGGUGUGUUACGAGAGCCCGAGGCCGGCGGUCGGCAUCCAUCGGUUCGUGUUCGUGUUGUUCCGGCAGCUGGGGAGAGAGACGGUGUACGCUCCCGGGUGGCGCCAGAAUUUCAACACGAGGGACUUUGCGGAGCUUUACAAUCUUGGUGACCCUGUUGCUGCCACCUACUUCAACUGCCAAAGGGAGUCCGGCUCCGGAGGUCGAAGACGGCCAUGAUCGUUGGUCGCCGCGUCGUCGAUUUCUCUGCUGCCUGUAUCGAUCCGGUGGCGGAAUCUAAACAUUCUAAUCUAGGGUGCUGAUAUCAAUCUUAAGAAGUUCAACCUGGAAUCUUACUGCGCUAGUGUCUAUAUAGGUGUUGGGCGUUGUGGGUGUGCAAUGUACGUAUAUGUAGAAGUAGUAAUUGCCAAAACCGGGUUUGCCCGGCCUGUAUCGGUGAUUCUAUGCUCCCUAUGGAUAUGUAUCGGUGUAUGGUGUGUGCGGGAUCCAUAAUGAAUAUGAGAGAGUUUGUGUA